UGAAAAUAAGGGGCAGAGAGAAAUUCUCUUCAGUGUUUGCAUUUACCAGUACACACACACUUGUGUCUUACUGUCCAAAGAAAAACAAAAAUGUGCUCUUGAUGAGCACAGUUCACAAGGCAGCCACAGUCAGCACAGGGGAAGACAGGAAGCCAGAUGUAAUCCUGGAUUACAACAAGACGAAAGGUGGAGUGGACUGCCUUGACCAGAUGGUCGCUGCUUACACAUGUAAGCGCAAAUCCAACCGUUGGCCCAUGGUGGUCUUUUCAAACAUGCUGGAUGUGUCAGCCCUGAAUGCCUUCGUCCUGUGGUCGGGAAUCAACCCUGCCUGGAAUGCAGGAAAGACCUUCAGAAGGCGGAUCUUUUUGGAAGAGCUUGGGAAGGCUCUGGUGUCCCCACUGAUUCAGAGAAGGAAGAGUGUUCCCCGUGGAGCAGCCUCUCUGAGGAUGCUGAAUCAGAUCAGAGGACAACCCUCCUCAGAAAGCAUCCCUAGCACAUCAACAGCAACUCCUCCAACAAAAAGAAAAAGGUGCCAUGUCUGCACUUCCAACAGGAAGAAAACCAGCACUGUAUGUCCAAAAUGCAGAGAAUAUAUCUGCAAAGAACAUUCAGUUACAAUUACCACCUGCCACAAGUGCAUGUAAAUAAUGUAAAUAAUGUAAAUAACUAUUACUGUUUGUUCUUACCUGUUUGUUUGUUCUUUCCUGUUCUUAGCUAACACUUAUUUAGUUGUUGUUA
This is a messenger RNA of Onychostoma macrolepis, 738 nucleotides long. RefSeq names its product piggyBac transposable element-derived protein 4-like. The coding region runs from base 102 to 644 and encodes 180 amino acids. The transcript has 2 exons. The record is from RefSeq and is a predicted model, not a curated record. Lineage: Eukaryota; Metazoa; Chordata; Actinopteri; Cypriniformes; Cyprinidae.